AUGACAGCAAAGCUGGAGGUCUUAGCCAUGGUCCUGGGCUCUAUUGGCCUCCUUGGGACCAUUCUAGCCACUGCCCUGCCAAUGUGGAAGGUCUCUGCCUUCAUUGGAGCAAAUCUCAUUGUCAUGGAGGAACUCUGGGAGGGCUUGUGGAUGAACUGCUACAGACAAGAAGACUUCAGGAUGCAGUGUAAGGUGUAUGACUCAGUGCUUAUUCUGCCAACAGAGCUGCAGGCAGCCAGGGGGCUUAUGUGCACCUCUGUUAUCGUGGUAAUCCUCGCCCUCUCCAUCACAGGAUGUGGGACCCGAAAGUGUAAGUGUUGUGUUGACAACAUGAAGAGCAAGAACGUUACCCUGGCUUUAGGUGGCUGUUUUUACCUGCUUUCCUGUUUGACAACACUAAUCCCUGUCAGCUGGGUGGGCCACACAAUCAUUAGAAAAUUCUACAAUCCGACAAUGGACGAUUCUCAGAAACGGGAGCUGGGGGAGGCCCUCUUCAUUGGCUGGGGCACAUCGGGAAUUCUGCUGAUUACUGGGAUCAUUGUUCUGUUCUGCUUCAGCAAACGUAGAUCAGAGGAAGAGACCUAUGCCGACGCGUAUCUUAUGGCAGGGAGGGAUGAAAAGAAGGAGGAGAGCGUGUAUCUGCAAAGGACUCCAUCCAGCUCUUAUAAACAUCAAGUAUAUGUGUAA
Molecule: messenger RNA, 687 nt
Organism: Cheilinus undulatus (humphead wrasse)
Lineage: Eukaryota; Metazoa; Chordata; Actinopteri; Labriformes; Labridae
Product: claudin-like protein ZF-A89
Exons: 1
Coding region: 1-687 (228 amino acids)
Biological process (GO): cell adhesion; bicellular tight junction assembly
Cellular component (GO): bicellular tight junction; plasma membrane
Molecular function (GO): structural molecule activity
Source: RefSeq, a predicted model, not a curated record